AUGGCUUCCACAUCAGUGCUCCUGCUUCAGCUGCUCCUGGUCUCACUGGCGUCUGCAUCUCAUCACUUUGGGGGAACCGUGACCUUCACCUACAAAGGAAGAAACCCUGAUGGAACAUUUCGGGUGGACAUUCGCAACAGAGCGACCUAUGAUGGGUGUCAGUACUCCCACUACUGGUUUUGUUCCCAAGGCCACUGUGGCUCUAACCCCAGAAGUGAGAGAGGUGUAAUUGACCAGAGCACCAAUGCACCCCGAUAUAACAGACAAUGGUGUGAAACUGAAACAGUCAGCACAAGAAACGUCCCGAGUGACAAACCUUUUGAAAUGAGAGUUCCACAGAACUGCCCACGGACGUACAAGCUGAUGUCCUUUGAUCCUGAUGGUGACAAAGUUCGAUGCCGAUAUGGAAAUAUCAGAAAUGUAGAGUGUGACUCGUGUAACCAACCCUCAGGCUUUGCCUUGGAUCAGGGCUCUUGCACAUUACACUACCAUUACUCCAAUGCCAACCCCAGAGUUUAUGGAUUUGAGUUGGUUGCGGAGGACUUCCCUCAAAGGCCCAUCAGUCUGGCCUACACUGAUGGAUCCAAAUCCAGCAGGGCCCCACUGGUUGUGAGGAGUAAGAGACAAGCCACCACAGCACGAACAACAACAACACCAUGGUGGUGGUAUUUUACAACCCCACCACCAACAACAACAACCGCACCCAUUUCCACAUACCCAUGGUGGCUUCAUACAACAACCACACCACCACCAACAACAACCACGAGACACCUGCAUGCCUCCACUCCUCCACUCAGUAAACUACCUUUGCAAUUCUCCCUUCUUGUGGACCCACCUGUGUAUUCAUGUCAGGAGGGACACUACUUGCCAAAGUUUGUGGACCCAACACCUUCAAAUGGGGCCCGCAUCCAAGCAGAGGUCAACAAAGAGGUGGAGAUCAGAGUCAAAGCACAAGCGGCAUGGGCAACAAUACAUGAUAUAAUCAUCAGUGGCCCACUGAAUAUCAGCAAGCAAAGGAACACACAUGAGGAGUUCGUCAUUAGGUGGAUGCCUGUCGAAACUGACCUGGGAGACUUUUUCCCGAUCUGCUUUGCUGUUGAAGCGGUGACAGGGUCUGCUGGAGCCAGUACCACACAAAAUCCUAUUCACCAUUACCACCCCUACCCAACUUCACAGUCUGGCAUCUAUCAGUCUGAGAUGAGGUGUGUUCUGGUAGAAGUUCAGAGGGUGCAAGUUAAUUCCCAUGUGAUCUGCACCGAGUCCACAAUGACAGUAGAGGUUGAGAAAUCUUCGAUCUCUGGACUCCAUGAGGACCAUUUGCGGCUCAAUGAUGCCACCAACACUGCCUGCAGGCUGCGCUCCAACAGCACUCACGUCUUUGCUGUCAUCCCCCUCAGCGGUUGUGGCACUGAGAUCGAGGAAGACCAAGAUAACCUCCGGUUCAAGAAUGAAAUCACUACGGUUGACAACAUGGCCGACGUGAUCACCAGGAAACACCUGCUGGGGGUGCAGUUCUACUGCCAGUACCCCAAACGUGGAAACGUGACACUGGGCUUCACAGCACACAGGAAUAAUAUCACAGUGUGGGAAAAGGGCUUUGGCACGUUUACCUACCAGUUUGAGUUCUAUCCCAACAACCGAUACCAAACCAUGAUUGAUCCAAAUUCAUACCCGCUGGUGUAUGAAAUAGGGAGCAGGAUCCACAUGCAGAUAGAAGCCACCUCCUCUGUCAACAACACCGUGCUGUUUGUGGAGGCCUGCAGAGCUUCACCAUACGACAACCAAAACUACCAUCAAACCUACUCCAUCAUUGAGAAUGGGUGUAUUGUGGACCCGACUGUUGAGAUCCAUCAGUCCUCCCACCAGAGACAAUUCCAGUUCAGCAUGGAGGCCUUCAAGUUCAUCGGCUUGCAUGAUCAGGUGUACAUCAGCUGCACGGUCCUGAUGUGUGAAGCAGGGAGCCCCAACACCAGGUGUUCACAGGGAUGCAUCAACUCCACAAUGCCAGGCGGUUUGCAUCAUCACCACAGAAAGAGAGAGGCUGUCAUUCAAAGCGCAAGGCACUUCGUUUCCCAGGGUCCCCUGCGCUUAAAGAGAUCAGCAGAGAGCAACGAAAGCUCAGUGCUCCACCUGAAUCUGAACCUGGUAUUCAUCGCUGGAUGUCUUCUUGCAGCUGUUGGCAUGAUCAGUGCAGUGGUCAUGUACAAGGCCAAAAUGUCAAAGGUCAAAUACCAACCUUUGCCCACAUUUGAAAGUUAA
Anoplopoma fimbria (sablefish) is the source of this 2259-nucleotide messenger RNA. RefSeq lists its product as uncharacterized. The transcript has 14 exons. Bases 1 to 2259 code for a protein of 752 amino acids. Lineage: Eukaryota; Metazoa; Chordata; Actinopteri; Perciformes; Anoplopomatidae. The record is from RefSeq and is a predicted model, not a curated record.